Drosophila persimilis is the source of this 1638-nucleotide messenger RNA. RefSeq lists its product as uncharacterized. The transcript has a single exon. The record is from RefSeq and is a predicted model, not a curated record. Lineage: Eukaryota; Metazoa; Arthropoda; Insecta; Diptera; Drosophilidae. Bases 81 to 1376 code for a protein of 431 amino acids.
UGGCUGGAGGCCCCGAGUCGGAUUCUUUGUGUCAGUCGGUCUCCGGAUCGGUUGCCAAUCAGUUGACGUGACCCCGCGAUAUGUUGAACGGAAAGUUCUACACGGGCCUGCCCCCGAAGAUGGUGGAGCGGCAGGGGGCCAAGGUGUACAACCGCCAGGAGUCGCACUUCUUCUGGCCGGACGACUCCCAGCUCGACUCGGCGGUGGAGACGCGGGUCAAGCGGCGCAACAGCCUCCAGCUGGAGCCCCCGCGACCGGCCAUCCAGCGGCAACCCUCCAUACAGGACGCGGGCCCCGAGGUGGACACGCGCCGCAUGUUCCACAAGGAAUUCGCCAGCUCCUCCAUCGAGUUCUACGACAACCUGCAGCCCAGCAAGGAUAACCGUCCCUCUCUGAGGCGGGGCAUGCGCCGGGAGGUGACCCCAAAGCUGACAGAGGUAUCGCCCUACAGGGGCAACCUCCCCUUGCUCAGUGCCCACCCGGAAGAGGACGCCACCUGCGAGCGCCGCAAGCAGGCGUACAGCUCCACGAUCCAGUUCUACGAUUACGUCAACCAAGACGACUGCCACACGCCCACCCAGAACAACGCCAGGCGGCCCAAAAUGGACAUGAACGACAAGCGCGAGGUGGAGCUCAACUCCAAGAACAGCCCCAAGCUCCAGGUGAAGCGGAAUGUGCGCAGCCUCAGCGUGGAGGUGGAGCCGAAGGUCACAAAGAAGCCCCUGAACGACAGCCGUCCCGAGUGGCAGUCCGAGAGCCGGCGUCGGCCCGUCCUGCCCCUGCAAGGGGCCCCAGUGCCCAAGCGGAUACUCAAGCAGGCUCCCGGCGAGGACCUCGACUGGAUGGACAGCGGACUGCGUCGCCUGCAGCUGCGAAGUCCCGGGCUGCGAAAGAAGCACGUCACCUACAACGAGCAGGCCGACGAGUAUGCCUACUACGAUGACACAGACAGAGACAGAGACAGAGACGAGGCACCACUGCCGCUGCCAACAGAGGGUCGGCGUCAUCAGCCGACCGGAAGUCGGGAACAUUCACAGCCACAGUCACAGUCAGAGCAGCAGCGAUCGUAUAUGGAAACUAGUCGCACGAAGCCAUUAAAUAAUUAUAAUAAGAGUAUACAUAAUAAUAGCCACUCUGCCAGCAGCACCAACAACAGCACACGGAAAAUCUUGCCGAAAUCAUCGGCAGAGACAGCGGGUACGGGAGAUGCAGGGGAUGGAGGGGAGGCUGUCUCCCCUGACCCACGCAAACACCUGCGGAGCAGCCUCUGCUUCAACGGCGACGCUCUCAUAGUGGGCACCCAGUCGUCGUCCAGCGAUGCACAGGCGCGCCGAAGUUCGGCUCGGCAGCGGAUCAGCGUGGGACUGCCAGACUGACAGAGCGACAGAGAGAGAGAGAUGGCAUAGGGGUAUUACUUUAACGAUCAUCUGCUAAACUUUGACAUCACCCACAGCGGAAUCAGUGAUUUGAUAUAUGCACAAACCCAACAUCCAACCCCCAACAACCAACAUCCAACAACCAACAACCAACACCCAACGCACAACCUUGAUCUUGACUAAUCUGUGAGCAGCAGCUCGAUGCGGUAUUAAUUUAGUUCGUAAUGGAAAAUAUGCUAAUAAACUGAUGUAUAACACAAUG